UCGUUUGUUUUGUUGUUUAUUUACCAUGUCAGCUGUGCUGAGGAUGGUGUUAUUAUGGUGUCAAUACUUUCACUUUACGUAGUGUUUUUACACGGAGUUUUCCAAACUUUUUAUACCAGCGAAUGUGCCUUCAAUAUCUUCAGGUAUCCAUUGAAUAGAGUAGAGAAGAAAUAUGGCAGCUUGUCGGAGAGUGAGCGGCUCAGACUCAAGAAGGACACUCGAGAUAUGUUUUAUUUUGGCUAUGACAGCUAUAUGAAAUAUGCCUAUCCCAAAGACGAGCUAAACCCCAUAUAUUGCUGUGGAAGAGGACCUGAUUAUGACAAUCCGUCCAAUAUCAACAUUAAUGACAUCCUUGGAGAUUAUUCUUUGACCUUGAUUGAUGCAUUAGAUACGCUUGCAAUUCUUGGUGAUGCAGAAGAGUUCCGAAAAGCUGUGAAGCUAGUCAUUGAGAAUGUUAGUUUUGACAAGAACUCUACUGUGCAGGUCUUCGAGGCAAAUAUAAGAUUGUUGGGAGCAUUAUUAUCAGCUCAUCUCCUCAUCCAGGAUGAAAAUAAACCAUUUGGGGACCUUGAACCUGAAUGGUAUGAUGGGGAACUGCUGGAGAUGGCCUCUGACCUUGCUUCAAGAUUCCUUCCAGCCUUUGACAACUCGAAGACUGGCCUUCCUUACCCUCGAGUAAAUCUCCGUGAGGGAGUACCAGAAGGAAGCCGCACAGACACGUGCACAGCUGGCGCUGGGUCUCUCUUAGUGGAGUUUGGAGUUCUUAGUCGCCUCAUUGGAGACCCUGUUUAUGAAAUGUCUGCAAGAAGAGCCAAUAGGGUUCUGUGGAAAUUAAGGAAUUCAAAAACUGGACUUCUUGGCAAUGUUGUGGAUGUGAACACAGGAAAAUGGGUAGGGGAGUUGAGUGGCGUUGGAGCUGGACUUGACAGCUUUUAUGAGUAUCUUCUUAAAGCUUACAUCCUCUUUGGCCAUCCUGAGGACUACUCCAUGUUUAAUGAGACAUAUACACUUAUUAAGCAGUAUAUGAGAAGGGGUCGACCACACUGUAACUCUGGCACUGGUGAUCAUCCUUUAUAUGUUAAUGUUGAUAUGAAGAAUGGUGGAACCCAAACUACCUGGAUAGAUUCUCUCCAAGCUGCCUUUGCUGGAAUACAGGUUUUAGCUGGUGACGUGGAGGAAGCCAUUUGCACACAUGCUCUCUAUUAUACAAUUUGGAAAAAGUAUGGUGUACUGCCUGAAAGAUUCAACUGGCAGCGUAUUUCUCCAGACGUCUUGUUUUACCCACUGCGACCUGAAUUUGUAGAAUCUACAUACUUGCUCUACCAGGCAACCAGAAACCCAUUCUAUCUGCAUGUGGGUCGGGAUAUACUGACUUCUCUUAACAACUUGACCAAAGUUCAGUGUGGUUAUGCCACUGUUCAUUCCGUCUUAGAUAUGACUCACGAGGAUCGUAUGGAAUCUUUUUUCCUCUCCGAGACUUGUAAAUAUCUGUACUUGCUGUUUGAUAUAGACAAUCCAGUUAACCUAAACUCCCAGCGGUACAUGUUUACUACAGAGGGACAUAUUCUACCUUUGGCUCCUUGGCUUCGACAGCAGAACUGGGAUACUGAUAUUUUUCCAUCAAUAAAUCCUUCAGUGCAAGCAAAUGUUACUCAGGCAAAUUGUGCUGUCAUUGAUGAAGAGAGAGUCUACGGUCUCCCACUGAAAAGCCAAUAUCUAGAACAAAUAUACGUGUCCCUUGGAGUGGAGUUAUGAUGACUGGUUAUAUUAGAAACACCUAUACAAUUGUUACAGCAAUUUAUGCAAGACUAUGUUCCUACCUGUCUAAUUCAAAGAGUGAAGAACUUCUGACAUUAUAUUUUCCAUUAAAGUAUUCUUGGCAAACACAGUUGUGUGUGAUUCACAGAAUUUCACAAAUGUAUUAAUGAAAAAUGGUAAACAAUCUUACUCAGCAUGUUGCAAACUUUACAUCUUUCUUCAAUUUAAUGGGUCAUCUAAGGUUAAAAUGUUUGAUUAUUAUACUUGAAAUUUGAUACAGUAAUAAUUAGUAUUUACUCUAUUUAUGCAAUAUCUUUCCUAAGAUAUCAUAAUUAGCAUUUACAGUACAUAUUAAUUAAAUAUUCAACGAUUAAAGGGGGGUUACCUUGCGAUGAUUUCGGGACUCUACGUCCCCUCGGCCCAGUCCUCGACCAGACCACCUGGUUGCUGCACUGGUCAACCAGGCUGCUGAGAAAAAUCUCUUAACAAAAUUUCUCUCAACAAUGUUGAGGAAAAAAUGAGAGAAGAGAAAAAUCUUGCCCAGCUUUCCCUAGACAUAAUAUACAAGAUUCUUAGAUGACUAACUUACUCUGAAUGUGUCAUACAAGUCUUAAAUGUGAAACAAAAUG
Messenger RNA from Procambarus clarkii (red swamp crayfish), 2387 nucleotides. RefSeq names its product ER degradation-enhancing alpha-mannosidase-like protein 1. Gene Ontology annotation, cellular component: endoplasmic reticulum; membrane. Gene Ontology annotation, biological process: carbohydrate metabolic process; endoplasmic reticulum mannose trimming; mannose trimming involved in glycoprotein ERAD pathway. The record is from RefSeq and is a predicted model, not a curated record. Lineage: Eukaryota; Metazoa; Arthropoda; Malacostraca; Decapoda; Cambaridae. Gene Ontology annotation, molecular function: mannosyl-oligosaccharide 1,2-alpha-mannosidase activity; calcium ion binding.